AUGUGUGAAUCUUUCAUUUAUGUUGAAGGCGAAUCGUUAUUGAUGGCGCUAAAAACCGUUGCUUUGUCCUCCGGCAGCGCCUGCACAUCAGCAUCGUUAGAGCCGUCGUACGUGUUGAGGGCUAUCGGAACUGGAGAAGACUUAGCUCAUUCUUCAAUUCGAUUUGGUAUUGGACGCUUCACCACCGAAAAGGAAAAUCCAGCACACCAUCGAAUUGUGCGUAAAAGAAGUGCAAAGGUUGCGAGAGUUGAGUCCGCUGUGGGAAAUGGUUCAAGAAGGUAUCGACCUGAAAAGUAUUCAAUGGACGCAACAUUGAGCCCAUUCUCUGUCAAUGACUUUAAAUUUUGUUCUACCUCUUUUGCAUAA
Ostertagia ostertagi is the source of this 366-nucleotide messenger RNA. NCBI's taxonomy places the organism in Eukaryota, Metazoa, Nematoda, Chromadorea, Rhabditida, Trichostrongylidae. The record is from the annotation of a GenBank genome assembly.